Messenger RNA from Rhizophagus irregularis DAOM 181602=DAOM 197198, 670 nucleotides. Lineage: Eukaryota; Fungi; Glomeromycota; Glomeromycetes; Glomerales; Glomeraceae. The record is from RefSeq and is a predicted model, not a curated record.
AUUAAAAAAAUUAGAAAAUGUUGAAAGUGCAAAUCAAAGUUGGUUUGAAGAGGCUAAAUCACAUUUAACUAUAAGUAAUAAAUGGUCGGUUGUUGUUCGAUGUUAUGGUUUAACGCAAAAUCCAUCAAAUGGAAAUUAUAUGCUUGUAAUAGAGAAAAUGUAUAUGUAUUUAAGAAAAUAUUUACAACAAAAUCAUAAUCAACUUACAUGGAAAGAUAGAAUGAAAAUUAUUGAUGAAAUAACUGUUGCACUUUAUUAUAUUCAUGAAGCGAAAGCAAUUCAUAGAGAUUUGCAUUCUGGAAAUAUAUUAUAUUUACAAUUAAGUAAUUCUUGGUGUGUUAGUGAUCUUGGAUUUUGUGGACCUGCUGAUAAAUCUUCAACAAGUAUAUAUGGAAAUCUUCCUUAUAUAGCACCCGAAGUUAUUUUUGGAAUAGAAUAUACUUUUGCAUCUGAUAUUUAUAGUAUUGCAAUUCUUAUGUGGGAAAUUUCAUCUGGACAAACACCAUUUAUAAAUUAUGAACAUGAUUAUGAUCUUGCAAUGAAUAUUAUUAAUGGUAUAAGGCCAAAAAUUGUGUCGGGAACUCCAUUAGAAUAUAAAAAUUUAAUGAAAGAAUGUUGGGAUGCUGAUCCAUUAAAAAGACCUGAUAUUUCUACACUUUGGGAUAAAAUG